AUGAAGUAUAUUUUUCUUUUGCUCAGUGCUCUUGUUUACUAUGCGAAUAUCGAGUUCGUGCGCAACAGUGGCAUCCGCGUUCUCAUUCGAGAUGCUAUUAUAUCCAAGAGUCUUCCUGGCUCCAGCUAUGCUUUGAAAACAGUAUUCACUGGAAUUGCGCGAGUUGAUCGUGAACUCAUGAUCCUUACUUCGUUUUUCUAUCCUGCGGUAGAUGGGCAAAAUGCGACGCUGCUGCUGCAUACAGUAGGGUUUUCCGGAUCAUUCGGGUCAGCAUGGGCUCUUGUGACUAUGGAAGCUUGGAGAAGUGGAAAUCGGUGGAAAAUAAUUACUGUUCCUAUGAUAUUUGGCGUCAUGGCACAGCUCAAGACCUUCGCCCUGUGGGGUCCCCUGUAUUGUGGUCUUCAUCUAGCGACCUCCAUCACCGCCACACAACCCACCGUACAGAACAUUCGGAUUCCACGCAUCAUCCGACUGGCUAUUCCAAUUGCCUAUGCAAUUGGCUAUGUGAUUCCUUCAAUUCUAAUGGUCCUACCCGCACCAAAUGUGAUCAGUACGGACCAGAAGCAGAUUUUCAUUGCUGUUUGGCAGGCAUGGGCGAUAUCUGUUGGGACCAUGACUACACUGGCCUUCUAUCUUCUGGGCCCAUGGAUUCGAGAUGAUAUUUCCACCGACCAUCGCGGUGUCUACGCUUUUGCCUUCGUGUAUGCCGCCGUAGCGCAUCUUAUCUCGUGGACUAUUUCCUUAGCAACUGUUGUGGCACCGGCACUAUUUCACGAUCGGUACGUGCAGGCUUUGCACCCGUCGAAGGUUUUCCUUUUGCCUUCGCCUUGGAACUCCGCGGUUUUCCCAGUCGAGGAUGUCAGUGUCGCAGCGCAUCAUUUCCUGAGGUGGGAUUGUCUGAUUGGGUCGGCUUGUAUGCAGAUCUGGGCGGUAACUCUAUAUGUGAGGGCAUGUAAGAUUGGUGGUGAACCAGUCAAUUGGAGUGUUUUCGGGGCCAAGAUUGUUUUGUUGACCAUUUUGGCAGGGCCUAUUGGGUCAGCAGUGGCAUUGAUGUGGGAGAGAGAUAAUCUCGUCUGCUACGGUAGAACGGGCGUUAUGGGCCAGGAAAGUGGCCCCAAGAAGAUCCAGUAG
This is a messenger RNA of Penicillium pulvis, 1131 nucleotides long. RefSeq lists its product as uncharacterized. The transcript is spliced from 2 exons. The coding region runs from base 1 to 1131 and encodes 376 amino acids. The record is from RefSeq and is a predicted model, not a curated record. NCBI's taxonomy places the organism in Eukaryota, Fungi, Ascomycota, Eurotiomycetes, Eurotiales, Aspergillaceae.